Molecule: messenger RNA, 1400 nt
Organism: Colossoma macropomum (tambaqui)
Lineage: Eukaryota; Metazoa; Chordata; Actinopteri; Characiformes; Serrasalmidae
Product: zinc finger protein 239-like
Exons: 2
Coding region: 404-1333 (309 amino acids)
Biological process (GO): regulation of transcription by RNA polymerase II
Molecular function (GO): DNA-binding transcription factor activity, RNA polymerase II-specific; RNA polymerase II cis-regulatory region sequence-specific DNA binding
Source: RefSeq, a predicted model, not a curated record
CUCUUUUUCACUGUUUACACUGUGUUUAUAACUCACUCUUACAGAAAUAGAAAGAAAUAAACUUCAGUUUCUAUACUGAUUAAUUUUUAUGUAAGUUACUGAGUAAUGAAGCUGAUACGUUUGUAGUUCUUCUGAAGUUUAUUUUACUGCUACUACUUUUCUGUUAGAUACAUUUUACUUCUUGUGUCAUUGUUUCAUUGAAGUAAAUGUUUUUAGGUUUGGGUGGUGGUGAGGGUUCUGCGUAAGUUCUCAUGGGGGACCGUUGUAUGCAAUUUCACUCACUCAGAAUGAUAUUCUUUUGCAAGUCUCCGGCUCCUUGUGAUCACUUUCCUGCAAAUUUUUGAAUACAAUCCACAAAUACAUCAUGAACCUGCUGAAAUAAGGAAAGAUUGAAUAUGACAAGAUGGUGUCCAGAAGAUCCAGUACUCAGAAAACAUCUGCUGCUCUUCACCUGAAGACACCUCGCAGACCAACAGAAAAGAUCACAGGCAAAAAAAAAAGUCACCACUGCUCAGAGUGUGGAAAGAGUUUUACUUCACAGUGCCGCCUCCAAAGACACCAGCGCAUUCACACAGGAGAGAAACCGUAUCACUGCUUGGAGUGUGGAAAGAGUUUUACUACACAGAGAAGUCUCCAAAGACACCAGCGCAUUCACACAGGAGAGAAACCGUAUCACUGCUUGGAGUGUGGAAAGAGUUUUACUCUACAGAUUAGUCUCCAAAGACACCAGCGCAUUCACACAGGAGAGAGACCGUAUCACUGCUCGGAGUGUGGAAAGAGUUUUACUCUACAGAUUAGUCUCCAAAGACACCAGCGAAUUCACACAGGAGAGAAACCGUAUCACUGCUUACAGUGCGGACAGAGUUUUAAUAUAGAGAGUAAUCUCAAAACACAUCAGCGCAUUCACACAGGAGAGAAACCAUAUCACUGCUCAGACUGUGGAAAGAGUUUUACUGCACAGGGUCAUCUCCAAAGACACCAGCGCAUUCAUACAGGAGAGAAACCAUAUCACUGCUUAGAGUGUGGAAAAAGGUUUAGUCAACAGAGUCAUUUCCAAACACACCAGCGCAUUCAUACAGGAGAGAAACCGUAUCACUGCUCAGAGUGUGGAAAGAGUUUUGCUAUACAGAGUAGUCUGCAACUACACCUGCGCAUUCACACAGGAGUGAAACCGUAUCACUGCUUUGAGUGUGAACAGAGUUUUACAAGUCAGAGUCAUCUCCGAAGACACCAGCGCAUUCAUACAGGAGAGAAACCAUAUCACUGCUCAGACUGUGGAAAGAGUUUUAAAGAAAGUAGUUCCCUCAAGAAACACCAGCGAAUUCAUACCUGAGAGAAUAUUUAUCACUCCACAGAGUUAUUCAAAGUUAUUCAGGUUUUAAGACGUGCACAUGAUUUGA